AUGCAAGCCCUACCUAGGAAUGACCCCCACAGAGGAGAUCAUCACUCCUCUUCAAGAUCCAACCCCUGCCUAAAAGUCUUGCAGGAAGGUUUUAGGAAGAAGGAGCAACAACUCGAGGCACAACUCGAUCGAGCCAAGAGCAAGCUCGAUCGAGCUACAGGAUCGAGUGGAGUGCUCCUGAUGGCCGUCUCCCUCUCCAGACCACGACCUUGCCUCCCAGUUCUUUGGGGGGCACUGAGGUCUUUUGGAGCAUUCUGGAGCAUAUGGGACGUGAGGAGCAUGGAAGGACUUGGCAUGGACGCAGCUCAACUGGAUACGCAAAGGAAGAAGGAGGAAGCCAUCUUGAAGACCAGCUCGACCACCUACUCGACCAACCGGUCGAGUUCCUCAACUCGACCGGCCAAGCUUCAACUCGAUCGAGCUGAGAAGUCAACAGAAGAAGGAGGAAGUCAUCUUGAAGACCAGCUCGACCACCUACUCGACCAUCCGGUCGAGUUCCUCAACUCGACCGGCCAAGCUUCAACUCGAUCGAGCUGA
Molecule: messenger RNA, 537 nt
Organism: Microthlaspi erraticum
Lineage: Eukaryota; Viridiplantae; Streptophyta; Magnoliopsida; Brassicales; Brassicaceae
Source: the annotation of a GenBank genome assembly